Cyclocybe aegerita is the source of this 780-nucleotide messenger RNA. The record is from the annotation of a GenBank genome assembly. Lineage: Eukaryota; Fungi; Basidiomycota; Agaricomycetes; Agaricales; Hemipholiotaceae.
AUGUUCUCCUUCGGACGCACCAUCACCACCACUACCAGCGCUGCACACACCAUCACUCCCACCACGCGCGCUGCGUCCGACACACACACCAUGACCGCUUCUUCUCUCAGGCCGCGACGACCAUUCUCCGCGCCUGCAGCUACAUCUGCCUCCCGCCUUACCAGGGCGUUCUCCCGUGUCUCCCUCUCCCACCUCAGGCGGCGCUCUUGCCCCGAGGCACACACCAAACAAACCAUAGAGACCACCGAGACCACCCCCACACCACUUCCCCAAUAUCCCCACAUCAUCAUCAGCGCCGCCAUGAGCCUGAACGCCGUCCUCCGCAUCCUCGGCUGCCCAUCCGAGGCCCAUGAUUCACACCACUACACCCACCCCGUCCUCCUCGACUUCAUCAUGCACGUCCUCCACACCAGCCAGGUGCCCUAUCCCAUUGUCGAGCACAUCAUCUCCCUCCUUUCUCGCUACGACGCCUAUGCGUUGUCACACGAGGAGCGGGAGCUGUCUGGGCACGAGCUGUUCCUCGGGCUGCUCAUUCUCCUGACUCCCUACUACUACCCUCUGAAGGAGAAGGAGGACGAGGACGAGCCAGACGAGCAGGACAAGUUCACGAACGAGUUCUGGUCUGAGAUCUCGGGAGUGACUUCGUUCCACGCCAUGCACAUGCUUCAUUCGUACAUGCGUCUGGACGGUGCUCUCGGGCCACUCUAUCCGUCAGUUGACGUCGAUAGCCUUCCGCAGAAGCAGAAUGAGCCGUUCGAGCUUCCCGAGAUCGUCUUCUAG